This is a messenger RNA of Linderina pennispora, 1074 nucleotides long. Its product is annotated as glycoside hydrolase. Gene Ontology annotation, cellular component: extracellular region. The transcript is spliced from 2 exons. Gene Ontology annotation, molecular function: chitinase activity; chitin binding. Gene Ontology annotation, biological process: chitin catabolic process; carbohydrate metabolic process. The record is from RefSeq and is a predicted model, not a curated record. Lineage: Eukaryota; Fungi; Kickxellomycota; Kickxellomycetes; Kickxellales; Kickxellaceae. Bases 1 to 1074 code for a protein of 357 amino acids.
AUGCAGUUCAAGACACUCAUCACUGGUGCUGGUCUGGCACUCAGCAUGUCUAACACCGCAACACGCACCGCGUUCCUGAACAACAUGGUCAGCUCUGUGCAGACAAACAACCUCGAUGGUGUUGAUAUCGACUGGGAGUACCCGGGACGUGAGGGUAAUACCUGCAAUGCAUAUGAUCCGGCGAACGAUUCGAAAAACUUCCUCUCCUUCCUGCAAGACCUGCGUGCCAAGCUGGAUUCGACCUUUGGUGCCGGAACCAAGCUCAUCACCAUGGCUGUCCGUGUUCAGCCUUUCGAUGGUCCCAACGGCCCGAUGAAGGAUGUCUCUGCGUUUGCCAAGGUCACCGACUAUAUCAACCUGAUGCAGUACGACAUUAACGGCUCGUGGAACUCCACCACAGGCCCGAAUGCUCCUCUGCAGUAUGCCCCAGGCAAGGGUGAGCAGGUCUCAUUCGCCACUGCUAUCUCUGCUUGGUCCGCUGCUGGAUGGCCUACUUCCAAGAUGGGCGCUGGAGUACCUUUCUAUGGUCGCAGCCUGACAGCCACCGCAAACAUGCUGAACAAUCUAUCUAAGAUAUACGCCCAAUUCUCACCUACUGCUCCUAAGGGCGACCAGGAGGAUGAGCUGGGGGUUGAUACCUGCGCCGGUGGACCUGCUGUCUACUCAGGUGACUGGAGAUACAGAUGCCUGCGUGAUCAGGAUCUACUCUCUAACCCGACUACUGCAGUGGCUCCUUGGGUUUGCACCUGGGACAACACCACGUCCACGCCUUGGCUGUUCAACCCGAAUACCAAUGUCUUCAUUUCGUACGAUGAUCCGCAGAGUCUCAAGGCAAAGGUCGACUACGCUGCUGCUAAGGGUCUAGCUGGUACCAUGCUGUGGAGCAUGGAGAUGGACUAUAACAACGAGCUGCUGGAUGUGCUGAACAGCUUCCCUAGCGGCGGAUCUACCACCGGCAAGAACCCGGCUUACUUUAUCUGCAACAACAGUGCCUGGCUAGCACAGUCUUGUGGUUCAGGAACCGCGUGCUUCCAGUCUGGGUCUUCGAUUUAUUGCAACUGGCCUCCGGCUUAA